Messenger RNA from Raphanus sativus (radish), 1490 nucleotides. RefSeq names its product E3 ubiquitin-protein ligase SIRP1. The transcript is spliced from 2 exons. Lineage: Eukaryota; Viridiplantae; Streptophyta; Magnoliopsida; Brassicales; Brassicaceae. Gene Ontology annotation, cellular component: cytoplasm. Gene Ontology annotation, biological process: protein ubiquitination. The record is from RefSeq and is a predicted model, not a curated record. Gene Ontology annotation, molecular function: ubiquitin protein ligase activity. Bases 250 to 1275 code for a protein of 341 amino acids.
UCUGAUAUUUAAUCAGUCGUCAGUAGCAGCAGCUUAUUAAAGACACACAAGAAGGAUCUGGAAUCUAUCGUCUGUCCUCGUCUAUAAAUUCAAUCCCACAAACCUAAACGCUUUCUUUCGGUUUUAGCUUUAAAAAAAAAGGUAUCAGAGAGAUUCAUCUGCUCUUGAAGAGGAAGAAGACUCGAAGGUUCUUAAACAAAGCGCUUACUUUUCGUCAAUCUAUUGUUUUUGUUGAGAAAUUAAUCGAGCAUGGAAGAAGAAGGAAUCGCAACGAGGAGGACGUACUGGUGCCACAUGUGCUCUCGAACAGUGGAUCCACUUAUGGAAGCUGAGAUCAAAUGCCCCUUUUGUGCAAGUGGCUUUGUUGAAGAGAUGUCCGACGAAGAGGAACAUGAUGAUCACAGAGCAAACAGCACCUCUCUCUGGGCUCCCAUCUUGAUGCAACUCAUGAAUAAUCCUAACCAGACUACUGCUGAAGAUAAUCAAAACCACGUGGCAGAGGCAGAGGCAGAGACCGAGAACGAAGCUGCUGGAAACGAUGUGGAUUCUCAGCUCCAAGAGAUCCUCAGGAGAAGAAGAGGAAGAAGUUCUGUUUCCGUCAUACGACUAUCUCUUCGUGGAGUAGGAGGAGCAGGGUCGACACUUGAACCUGAUGACAACAACAACAACAACAACAACAACGGAGAUGGUGGUGGUGGUGGUGAUAGAGAGAGAGGACGCUUGAUCAUGGUGGAUGGUGGUUCUCUGAGUGAGUAUUUCAUCGGUCCUGGAUUCGAAGCCCUUCUUCAGCGUUUAGCUGACAACGAUCCCAACAGAUACGGAACACCUCCAGCUCUCAAAGAAGCUGUUGAGUCUUUGUCUACUGUCAAAAUCCAAGAGGAGGAUACUCUGCAGUGUUCGGUUUGUUUGGACGAUUUUGAGAUUGGGAUGGAAGUGAAAGAGAUGCCUUGUAAGCACAAGUUCCACGGUGACUGUUUACUCCCGUGGCUUGAGCUUCAUUGUUCGUGUCCGGUUUGUAGGUAUGAGUUACCUUCGGAUGAGACAAAGACGGAGUCUGCAAGAACUGAAGAACCAAAUGGUAACGAUGGUGGAAGUGUGUCUUCUUCUUCUACGAGCAGCCAAGGAAGUGGGAACAGUCACCCUACUGAGCAAGGAGAAGAAGAAGAGGAGGAGAGCGAUGAUGGUGAUGGGAUUGAAUUAUCAAUCCCGUGGCUGUUUAGCAGCUUGUUCUCGUCGUCCCAAGGCAGCAGCAACCCAUCGACUGAUACAAACUGAAAGAAAGAAACAUGUUUCCUGAGACAACGAAAGCUUUUGUGAUAUGGUCAUGAGACCACGGUUCAAAUCUUAACGUGUUUUUUUUUGGGGUUGUUUGUACAUAAGCUUCCCAAAUUUGGUUGAAUGUUCUACCCUUUAGUAAACAAAAAUCUAUGAGCUUGUGUUUAGUCCCCGAAGUUUAUGGUUGGUUUAUUAAUAACACUUCACUGGAUCUC